Ziziphus jujuba (common jujube) is the source of this 1913-nucleotide messenger RNA. RefSeq names its product gallate 1-beta-glucosyltransferase 84A24. The transcript has a single exon. The record is from RefSeq and is a predicted model, not a curated record. The coding region runs from base 191 to 1645 and encodes 484 amino acids. Gene Ontology annotation, molecular function: UDP-glycosyltransferase activity. Lineage: Eukaryota; Viridiplantae; Streptophyta; Magnoliopsida; Rosales; Rhamnaceae.
CUUAAACAAAAAAACACAUUAUAUAUAUAUAAGUCUUAAUAUUUUUUUAUUGGUAGGUGUAAUAUAUUAUUAGUAUUCUUUCUUAUUUUCAAUUUCGGACCGCUAACUCAAAGAUUUCCUUGAAUCAAUCAUCUAAGGCUUUGUCUAUAUCCAUCUCUACUCGUCUUCAGUAAGUGUAGAGAAAUUAACCAUGGAAUCUGAACCUCUUGCCCAUGUUUUUCUGGUCUCUUUCCCAGGCCAGGGCCAUGUGAACCCCCUUCUAAGACUAGGCAAACGUUUGGCCUCCAAAGGAUUGCUCGUAACCUUUUCUACAACCCAAAGCGUCGGCAAACAGAUGCAAAAAGCCAAUCGCAUUACCGAUGAGCUUUCUCCUGUCGGCGACGGCUUCAUUCGCUUUGAAUUCUUCGAUGACGGUUGGGAAGAUGAUGACCCGAGACGCUCUGAUUUGGAUGCAUAUUUAGUCCAGCUCGAGUUAGUAGGAAAAGAAAUGCUUUCUCGCAUCAUCAACAAACACGCCGAACAAGGCCGACCCGUUUCUUGUCUCAUCAACAACCCUUUCAUUCCUUGGGUCUCGGACAUGGCCGAGAUCCUUGGAAUCCCUUCGGCAUUGCUUUGGGUGCAAUCCUGUGCCUGCUUUAGCUCCUAUUACCAUUACUUCCAUGGCUUAGUCCCUUUCCCAUCGGAGACUGAACCUUUCAUCGAUGUUCAGCUUCCAUGCAUGCCAAUUUUGAAGUACGACGAGGUUCCUAGCUUCUUGCACCCUACCACUCCAUAUCCAUUCUUAAGGACGGCCAUACUUGGUCAGUACAAGAAUUUAGAUAAACCCUUCUGCGUAUUGAUGGACACGUUCCAAGAACUCGAGCAUGAUAUCAUCGAGUACAUGUCCAAUCUCUGUCCCAUCAAGACGGUCGGUCCUCUGUUCAAGAACACCAAAGAAGCGGCCGAAUCAAACGUUCGCGGAGACAUGAUGGAGGCCGCUGCUGACUGCCUUGAGUGGCUUGACUCGAAGCCACCAGCGUCGGUGGUCUACAUCUCGUUCGGCAGUGUGGUUUGUUUGAAGAAGGAACAGGCUGAUGAGAUUGCUUACGGGCUUUUGAACUCUGGUGUUUCAUUCUUGUGGGUGAUAAGACCACCACGGCCGAUAUUCAACAAGGAUUCGGACGAGGAGUUUUUUGUUUUCCAAGAAGGGUUUUUGGAGAAAGCUGGGGAUAGAGGCAAAGUUGUGAAAUGGAGUCCACAAGAGAAAGUUCUGGCACAUCCAUCGGUCGCUUGUUUCGUGUCUCACUGUGGUUGGAACUCGACCAUGGAAGUAAUAGCUUCUGGAAUUCCGGUGGUAGCUUUCCCACAGUGGGGUGACCAAGUUACCAACGCAAAGUUUUUGGUGGACGAGUUCAAGGUGGGGCUGAGACUUUGCAGAGGAGAUGCAGAAAACAUGUUGAUUGGCCGAGAAGAGGUGGAGAAGUGCUUAUUGGAGGCGGUUGGGCCUAAGUCGGAUGAAAUGAAGCGCAACGUGUUGAAGUUGAAAGAGAAAGCCGAGGCAUCUGUGGCCGAGGGAGGCUCAUCUGACCGGAAUAUUCAGGCUUUCGUGGACGAUGUGACAAGAAGAAGCAUUGCUCUUACUGGGAUUGUCGAUUCAGUAAUUUAGUCAACGUCCAAUUGAGUACCAAAGAUCAUUGUCUAGUUUCAUUGUAGACACGUACGUGUAAGGUGAUGAUUGGAUGCUAGUUCCCCUAAUGCGUAGUACAAUAAUUAAGAAUAAAACUAAAAAAUAACUAAGAAUAAGCUUUUCUUGUCUUUUCUUUUAUUCUUUUUUUCCGAAGAAAAAUAUAAUAGUCACCAAACUUUUAUUAUCAUUAUUGUGACUACAAACGGUUCUAAUAUAUAAUAAUAACAACUCUUUAAUAUUUACUAAA